Messenger RNA from Haplochromis burtoni (Burton's mouthbrooder), 1585 nucleotides. RefSeq names its product distal-less homeobox 4b (gene dlx4b). Lineage: Eukaryota; Metazoa; Chordata; Actinopteri; Cichliformes; Cichlidae. Gene Ontology annotation, biological process: cell differentiation; negative regulation of transcription by RNA polymerase II; embryo development. The record is from RefSeq and is marked provisional. Gene Ontology annotation, molecular function: RNA polymerase II cis-regulatory region sequence-specific DNA binding; DNA-binding transcription factor activity, RNA polymerase II-specific.
AAGAACCAUGUGAGCUCUGUUCGUGAUGUAAAGACGGAUCCUUUCGCUUUUAUUUGAUUUUUUUUGACUCCCCAACAGUUAUGAACAUGCACCCCGCAACUUGUAACCACUGGGGGCUCUUUUCUCGCUGAUGAUCCGUUGGAGUUACGCGUGGAUUUCUUCCAGGCUGUCCGACAGAACUCAUGAAACCCUCUUCAGAGCGACGGUUUGUGGACUUGCGCAUUAGCUAAUGAUGUCUGUGGGUUUUAUCCCUGACAGUCUGAAUGGCUCAGAUCCCUCCAAGUCGGCCUUUCUAGAAUUCGGACACGGACACUCGACGCACCAGCAGCACUCCUCCGGACUCUCUCACGUUUAUCCGGUUCACGGCUUGCAAGCUGCUGGCCAUUCCCAGCACGAAAGCCCUUUUCCUGGUACCGCGUCCUAUGGCCGCUCUUUGGGCUACGCCUACCCCGGCACGGUGAACACUCAUCCCCCGUCCGCUUACGUGCCCUACCAACACAGCAAUCACAGCAACAGCAACAGUGUGACCCACAGCAGAUUAGAGCACACAGACCACGACAAGUCCUCUGUGAUUGAAGGCAGAGACAUUCGUCUAAAUGGAAAAGGGAAGAAAAUUCGCAAGCCUCGGACCAUCUACUCCAGUCUGCAGCUGCAGGCUCUGCACCAGCGCUUCCAGCAGACACAGUAUCUGGCCUUACCGGAGCGCGCAGACCUUGCGGCAAAGCUGGGGCUCACACAAACUCAGGUGAAAAUAUGGUUUCAAAAUAAGCGCUCCAAGUACAAAAAGAUCAUGAAGCAUGGCAGCGGAUCAGAGGGAGAACAUCUCCACGGCACCAGCUCCAUCUCUCCCUGCUCGCCCGCAUUGCCCCAGCUAUGGGAGGUCUCUAUGGCGAACAAAGGAGCCCCGGUCCAUCCGAGCAGUUACAUGAACACUUUCGGUCAUUGGUAUCCGAAUCAUCACCCUCAUCAUCAGGACGCGAUGCACAGGCCUCAGAUGAUGUGAGUGGACAGUUUUUGGACACUUGAGUCCAUCGGGCUGCACUGAACUUGCUGGUGCCUCCAGAGGCCUCCUCUCAGAACUGAGAGUUUAGGAGACCUUGUUUAUAUUCACUGUAUUUUGUGUGUGUUUUGAAUUUUAAAAUUCUCACUACAAGAAAUAUUCAGGCAUCAAAGAAAAAGAAAAAAAAAGGGGGGGGGGGGUUUUAUACCUGCAUGCUCUUGUUGCAGGGUCUGACAUCAGUGAAACGUGGGUUUGUGUGUGCAGUUUAAAAGACAUUCUGGAUAAAAGGCCUUUUUUUCAAAUAUACUGUGUCCGUGCGUCUGCUUUAUUAGCCAGCAGUUAACCAGCUGUCACUUUAUUGUCACUAAAUGUCUUUGCUUAGGUUUCUUUAUCUUCCCCUCACUUUCAGGUAAUUUCAAAAGAAAGAUGGAAUUGCCGGUUCCUUAAAGAAGCCUGGAUUAAUAACAACCGGUGCUAUGAGACACUGACAAACGCAAGCUUAAACUCUUCAGAGCUUUCUGAGCACUGCACAGCUCGGCCUGUGAUAAUGCCGUGCGAGAAUAAAAGCUGUCUUUUGUCCAUCAA